Messenger RNA from Leptonychotes weddellii (Weddell seal), 1977 nucleotides. RefSeq names its product zinc finger protein 311 (gene ZNF311). Gene Ontology annotation, molecular function: RNA polymerase II cis-regulatory region sequence-specific DNA binding; DNA-binding transcription factor activity. NCBI's taxonomy places the organism in Eukaryota, Metazoa, Chordata, Mammalia, Carnivora, Phocidae. Gene Ontology annotation, biological process: regulation of transcription by RNA polymerase II. The record is from RefSeq and is a predicted model, not a curated record.
CCGCGCGCGGUGGGAGCUCGGCCGCGGGCUCCCGCGCUACGGCCAGGUCGUCCAGGGUCGCGGCGGGAGGGGCAAGCUUCGCCGCCAGACGGGGCUCUCCCGCAGGGUUCUGGCUCCCUGUUCCCACCCCGCAUUUAUUGUCCUCCCAGCGUCCGCGCACGCAGUCAUUCCUUGAGCCGCUGGGGCAGGCGCUGUUUUAGGCGUUGCGAGUACAGCUGCGAACGCAGUGGCCAGAAAUCCCUGCCCUCGGGAGCCCGCCCUGUUCAGUGAGGGAGAGACCGACCCUGCAUAACGACGCAGAACCGGUGACUUACCGGGCUGGGAAGUGGGCGGUGCUGCUGGAGAAAACAGAGGAAAGAUAAUCCCCAGUGAUUGCUUCUUUUUGCUGUGUUCAUGGUCCUCUCUUCCCUUUUCAUGGAAUAUUCAGGAAAACAAGGUGUGAGACCACAGCUAGCUCAAUAGUGCUGAUGAAGCCCAAAUCCAGGGCAUUGUGUGACACAUCAGGCCAAACAGCAGCUGCCCUGUGGGUCAUCAGGGGCCCUUUGGCUGGCAUCCCCAGGCCACUUCCAAACUUGUUGUCUGGGCAAAGCCAGAACUGACUCUGGGAGUUUGACCCAAGCAGCAGGGAAGAAUCUGGACUGCGGUGGAAGACUAAAGAAAGCUGGGUAAAAAGAUGUGGCAGGCAGUGGUGUCACAUGAGAGUCCAGGCCCACCACGCCAGCUGCCUGGGACCCCUGAUGCUGAGCUCCUGCAGGAAAGAGCUCUGCCAACCCCUCAGCAUCCUGCCUUUGGCAGAGAGGGAAGCCAAGGAGACCAGCCAGGAGCAAAGAGCACACCGAUGAGCCAGGCCCGGGACUCGGUGACGUUUGAGGACGUGGCCGUGCACUUCAGUAGUGGAGAGUGGCAGUGUCUGACCCGCGCUCAGCGGCACCUCUAUGCAGACGUCAUGUUGGAGAACUACGGGAACGUGAUCUCGGUCGGCUUUGCAGUCCCUAAGCCUCCUCUGAUCUCCCAUCUGGAGCAAGGGAACGAGCCCUGCGUUCAGGAUCUGCAGGACGGGGGGUUCCUGAGCUGCUCCUUCCCAGUAUCAGUGGACAGGACCUGGCCGGGGACUGAGAAGGCAAGUUCAGAACAGGAGGUGUUUGAGAGCGGGGAAGUCGGCUGGGUCCACGUCAAAAGUCUCCUGAAAGUCCUGUCCCACGAUCCUGAGGCUGGAGGAGCUCGUGCCCAGGAUGUCAAGUUAGGGAAUCCACGGGACGCGCCCGGGAUGGAGACACUGGGAGGGGAGCAGGUGACCUGCAAUGAAGGAAAGGCCCCAGAGGUCCUCAGAAAAAACUUCAGUCCAGACUCGAAGCGUAUUCCGUACAACGGAGUCCUUCCAGAACGGAAACCCCACAGCGGGGCCGAACGUGGCAAGAGCUUCAGUUGGCAUGCGGACCUGCGUCUGCACGAGCGCGUGCGUUCUGGCGAGCAGCCCCGUGUGUGCCACGAGUGCGGGAAAGCGUUCAAGACCAGCAGCCAGCUUUCGGUGCACCGCAUCAGCCACACGGGCGAGAAGCCCUUCCGCUGCGCCCCGUGCGGGAAGGCCUUCGGCAGCCCGUCCGCGCUCUGCCGCCACAGGAAGGCGCACGGCGGGGAGAAGCCGCACGGCUGCGGCGCGUGCGGGAAGGCCUUCGAGAGCAGGAGCCGGCUCCGUCUGCACCAGCUGGUCCACAGCGGGGAGAGGCCGCACGAGUGCGCAGUCUGCGGCAAGGCCUUCCCGCUCAAGCACUGCCUCACGCUCCACAGCCGCACGCACAGCGGCGAGCGGCCCUACGCGUGCGGGGAGUGCGGCAGGGCCUUCCGCGGGAGCUCGGACCUCCGCAAGCACGCGAGGACGCACAGCGGCGAGCGGCCGUACGCGUGCGGGGAGUGCGGCAAGGCCUUCCGGAACACGUCGUGCCUGCGGCGCCACCGGCACGUGCACACGGGCGAGCG